UUAAAUCACCAUAGUAAAUAGUUUCUAUACUUACUAUAUACCUAGUUGUAAAUUAAUUGUAAUAAGCAUAUUUUAGUGUUAUACGUUUACUAUACGUUAAUAUUAUCUAGGUACUAAUAUUUUACUAUUCGAGUGGAGGAGUGAAUUACAGAAUUAAUAUCUUUGGAGUGAACUUACCCAGGUAAUAUCAAAUUAUAAAAAUGCCUAAACCUAAGAAAGAAACUGUGAAAGAUAAAAAACCAUGUACAUCAAAAAAGACUGCUUCUAAAAAACUUAAAAAACCUCCUUUUAAAUUUAAUAUACAUGAAAUUGUUAAAAAGAGGCGAUUAGAAGGAAAGCUUUUGGAACAAACUGCUAAACUCAGAACUAACCUUGAGGAAGAGAUUGAAGUUAUUGAUGAAUUGUAUCAAGAAAAACUUCAUCCAACUACUGAUUUUGAAGAAAAUGACAAACUUCCUCUUGUUUCUACACAUUUUGAUCCUGUCAGCUUCUCUAAUUAUAAUAUACCCUUUAAAAACAACUCAGAUUCUGAUUUAACAAAAUUGUGUAUACAACGCUUACACAUUAUGUCAAUUGAAAGAAAUGAACUUGAAGCCAACAUUCAUUUUAACCAUUUGAUGAGAGCAAAUUGGUCACCAGUAUUUGAUAAUGUCCAAAAUAUUUUAUGCAAAUGGCGAGCUGAUUUGGAUACUCUAACUAAUGGUCGAUCAAUUGAGUAUCAAGUAAAAGAUUAUAAUAACAUAGAACGGCACAAUUUUGAAUUAAUAAUAAAUUUCAUAUCUCAUUGUGUAUUGAAAAACAAUAAGAAAUUUAGUGUUGAAGAACUACUAAUAAUAGCCAAGCAUACUGUUACAAUAUACUUUCACCUUUGUAGACAAAUGAUAAAUGUGUUAAAACGAUUAUUUAGUGCUUGUAUCAAAACGGCAUUAGAAGAAACCAAUAGUCUCGCUAUUAUGAAAUUUGCUCAAGAAUUGUAUUCAGAAUACAAUAAAAACGAUUUAUUGAAUAUGACGGUUGAUUUAUUUCUGCCUUUGGAAGGGAAAAUAAUGGAAAAAAUAUAUUCCUAUUUAACACAUAAACUAUACAAAUCUCUUCUAGGAAAGACUGACAAUGAGAAUACAUUACCAUCCAGCAUCAGAGAAUGGUUCGUACAAGAUUUGGUAGAUAAGAAUUAUUUCAAAAAAAGUCCAAAGAAAGUAUUGUUUAGUGUUGUUCAAUUGUUGGAACAUGUUGUAUUUAUAUUUGAUUUAUACAAAGAAGAAGAAAAACUACAAGACAUGUAUAACUUUCUGAAUGCUGCAAUCAAACCAAGUGGAUUGUCAGAUUCUAUGAAACUCAUUAAUAUAUUAGACCAAUGGAGGUUGCGGUUAUUCCGUUUUUAUGUCAACCGCCAAGCUGAUUGUAAGCUUGUAAACAAUUACACUACUAAUGAAUAAGUAUUAAUUUAUAAGCAAAUCUUAAGUAUUAUCCAUUUUAUAGUUUAUUUUCUGUAUACAAAAUGCA
This is a messenger RNA of Diuraphis noxia (Russian wheat aphid), 1503 nucleotides long. RefSeq lists its product as uncharacterized. Lineage: Eukaryota; Metazoa; Arthropoda; Insecta; Hemiptera; Aphididae. The record is from RefSeq and is a predicted model, not a curated record.